UAUUUGCAGAGCUGUGGAUUUGCUGCUUGGCUGUCAGCCUUUCAUUCACUGCGACCUGUCAAAAGCCUAAACUAUGUCAUGAUCUGCAAGCAAGGACCCGGCUAAUCCCCCAAAGAUCUCUGCCUUUUUCACUGUGACCCAAGGUGGAUUAAACCUGAGCUCUGAGAAGGAGAGGGGAGGGGAGCUGCUGGAGUGAGAUAAGGACUACAGAACCUGUCUCAUCACAAUAAACCAUGUUGGGGAAGAAGCUGGUGGCUGGACAGAAGCAUGGGGAAACCAGGGCGCUCUUCCUGGGCUUAGGAAUGGUGGCAUGCUCAGCGCUGAUGUACUACUUUAUUGGAGUCACCAUUGUGCCAAAAUACAACAGAAGCAUCUGGACCAAAGAAAGCAUAUGCAAACUGAUGAAAGCCAGCAUCAAAGAAAAAGUCUAUUGCUUAUUCAAUGAGGACUCUGGAGAGGAGAAUAUUUUUCGCUAUCCUUGCCUAGAAGUCCAGGUCAAUUUGACUGUCAUAAGACAGGUGGUAAUGCUGUAUUACACAGAAGAUACCUGGACAAGAAAUCCCAAGUGCUCCUACAUUCCUAGCAACCUGGAGGAUUAUACUCAAGUCCAAAAGCAAGUGGAAAAUAUAACAAACUGGUUCAGAGAGAACAAGAGAUUUCCUUGUUUUUAUGACCCCUCAAGAGAAGAAUCCAGUGUUAUUUUGACACGAUUGUACCCUCCAGAUGGUCUUGUCUUAACUUUUCUUUGGCCAACUUUAAUGAUGACUGGUGGAAUCUUUAUCAUCAUCUUGGUCAAAAUAAGUCAAUAUUUGUCAGUAUUCACUGCCCCAGAAAACGUAAGAGGUAUAUAGUAUAACAUCACUCUUCAUUUCAUGUUCACUUACCUGCAUCUCAGGGAAGCUAGACAAUCUCUCACAUUUAUACACUGUGGACUAACAGGAAACACAGAAAAUUCAUAGCUGGAAGCUAUUCAAACAAUAUUUCUUGAGACACAAUUAUUUUGGAUUUGACAAGACUUGCAGAGACAUGGAACAUUCACACUUUUAGUUCAGUAUUAUGUUGUGGUCAGAAGUGAGUUACUUGAACAAUAGCUGUUGAACUUGUGUAUUUCCACAGAACACUUAACCAAUAGAGCUAAAGCAGCAGUUUGCACAAGCCAGCUUGGUACAGAGACAAGUCUGAGUUUUUUAUGAAGCUGUCUGAAGGCUUUAUAAAAAAAAGUUUAUCAGCCUCAAGAAAAAUACCUGUUUCACAAAACAUAAUAACAGAUUCCACAGAAAUUCUUACGCAAAAAAAAUAGGGACUUUUGUUGGACUGAAAUGCUAGUUAUGUGAGCAGUUAGAUAUUAUCGGCUUAGUCAAAAUGGUGUAUGGAACUGGCAAUUGACCAUUUUAACUGACUCAUCAUCAAGUCCUCCAGUAGCAGGAGGAGGAGUUGGGAACACUACAUUCAGGGCUUUUUUUCAGCUGGAACA
Eublepharis macularius is the source of this 1474-nucleotide messenger RNA. RefSeq names its product potassium calcium-activated channel subfamily M regulatory beta subunit 1 (gene KCNMB1). The record is from RefSeq and is a predicted model, not a curated record. Bases 234 to 851 code for a protein of 205 amino acids. Gene Ontology annotation, cellular component: voltage-gated potassium channel complex; membrane. The transcript has 5 exons. NCBI's taxonomy places the organism in Eukaryota, Metazoa, Chordata, Lepidosauria, Squamata, Eublepharidae. Gene Ontology annotation, molecular function: calcium-activated potassium channel activity; potassium channel regulator activity. Gene Ontology annotation, biological process: detection of calcium ion; potassium ion transport.